GUGAGCAGUCGCUGGUCGUCGGGGCGGCCGGCCGGCACGGCGGCUCCAGGGCCCAGCAUGCGCGGGGAACCCUGCGGUCACCAUGUACGUGGGCUAUGUGCUGGACAAGGACUCCCCCGUGUACCCAGGCGCCGCCAGGCCUGCCAGCCUCGGCUUGGGCCCUCCGGCCUAUGCGGCCCCCGGCCCGGCGCCCGCACCCCCGCAGUACCCCGACUUCGCGGGUUACACGCACGUGGAGCCGGCGCCCGCGCCCCCUCCGACCUGGCCCGCGCCCUUCCCUGCGCCCAAGGACGACUGGGCAGCUGCCUAUGGCCCGGGCCCCGCGGCCCCCGCCGCCAGCCCGGCCCCGCUGGCCUUUGGGCCCCCUCCGGACUUUAGCCCGGUGCCCGCGCCUCCUGGGCCUGGGCCUGGCCUCCUGGCGCAGUCCCUCGGCGGCCCGGGCGCACCGUCCUCUCCAGGAGCGCAGAGGCGGACGCCCUACGAAUGGAUGAGGCGCAGCGUGGCGAGCGCAGGAGGCAGUGGCAGUGGUAAGACUCGGACCAAGGACAAGUACCGUGUGGUCUACACAGACCACCAGCGCCUGGAACUGGAAAAAGAAUUUCACUACAGCCGGUACAUCACCAUCCGGCGCAAGUCAGAGUUGGCUGCUAACUUGGGGCUCACAGAGCGACAGGUAAAAAUCUGGUUCCAGAACCGUCGAGCCAAGGAACGCAAAGUGAACAAGAAGAAACAGCAGCAGCAACAGCAGCAGCAGCCACUGCCUCCCUCACAGCUGCCCCUGCCCCUGGAUGACAACCCCACACCAUCAGGGCCACCCCUGGGUAGUCUAUGUCCCACCAAUGCUGGCCUUCUGGGCACCCCCUCCCCAGUACCUGUCAAGGAGGAGUUUCUACCUUAAACCCUUCCAGCUUGGGGCCCAGGGAUCUAGGGAUUUGAAGACUGGGCACCUGGCUUUGCUGGAGCUAAGAAGCCUCUUCUGAGUUCCAGCCUUGCUGCUGACCUUUGGGGUCACUGUGGACAGAUUGCCUACUUAGGACAAGUUGCUUGCCAGCUUCUUGCCUCCCUCAGCUGGACUGUGUGAUGAGCCUAUUGGACAAGGACCUCUUCCAGCUGCUGUGU
Molecule: messenger RNA, 1119 nt
Organism: Phodopus roborovskii (desert hamster)
Lineage: Eukaryota; Metazoa; Chordata; Mammalia; Rodentia; Cricetidae
Gene: Cdx1
Product: caudal type homeobox 1
Exons: 3
Coding region: 83-898 (271 amino acids)
Biological process (GO): cell differentiation; embryo development; anterior/posterior axis specification
Cellular component (GO): nucleus
Molecular function (GO): DNA-binding transcription factor activity, RNA polymerase II-specific; RNA polymerase II transcription regulatory region sequence-specific DNA binding
Source: RefSeq, a predicted model, not a curated record